AUGAAACAACCCAUCUUAAAUAAAGGAUCAAAACCUGAGAAGAAUCCAACUUCUUAUAAUAAUGAUGGUUUUGGAAGAGAUACAUAUAUUUCAUAUAAUAAUGGUGGAAACUUUGGUACUGAAUUCAGAUUUCUUACUAUAUAAUAAAACAGAACAGGAAUGAAUAUGAUGCCAACUCCUGCAUCUAGAGCUUCAGAAGUACCACAACGUAUCUUUUAUUAAUGUGAUGGAACUGGGAGAGAUACCUAUGUUUUGUAUUAUCCAUCAUUUAUUUAGAUAAAAUGUGUAGGAAAAAUACUCACCUAUCCAAAAUUACAAAAGAAUGCUAAGAACUUCAGAUCAAUUCUUCUCCUCUCCUAAAUAUAGAUAUCAAUUACCACCACUUGUUAGAGAAAGAUUUAAGAAAACACAAUAAUCAUAGAGAAGUCUUAUUAGUCGAUUGUCAUAACCUAAACUAAAAUAAAGUUGUUGA
Molecule: messenger RNA, 472 nt
Organism: Paramecium sonneborni
Lineage: Eukaryota; Ciliophora; Oligohymenophorea; Peniculida; Parameciidae
Source: the annotation of a GenBank genome assembly